AUGUCAGACUACUUCCCACCGGAGCUACUCUUCGAAAUCCUUGUACUUCUCCCUCCCAAGGAUUUGAUCCGAUGCAUGUGUGUUUCCAAAGCUUGGAAUGCUUACAUCCGCGACGGACGCUUCACCAAAAGGCAUCUUCAACGCUCCAUCAAUACCAACUCCACUCGCACCAUUUUAUUUAGUCUAUGGGGUACCAUUUAUCCCAAGGAUUUCUUUUUGAUGGCUCUUUCCGACGACGAUUUGUUCAGCACAGCCGUAGAAGUUUGGCAACCGUUGGUUGAACGUCGCGGCUGGAGUGAAAUAUCGAUAUUGGGAUCCUGUAAUGGCGCGGUUUGCAUUAAAAGCACUGAAAAUGCUGAGAUAGCUUUGUGGAAUCCUUCCAUUCAAAAGUUCAAGAGAAUUCCCUUCACACCCUCAGUUUCAAGUCCUCAGUAUGGAUUCGGAUAUGAUUCGACUAAUGAUGACUAUAAACUUGUGGAAAUUGAGAAGAUCUCAACUCCGUAUUCGGUAGACGUUUCUAAGUGGUCUUGGGAAAACAUUUCUAAUGGUUCUUGGCCCUAUUGUGUUACUUUGACUUAUGAAGUGCACGUUUACAGCCUAAAAUCCAACUUGUGGAAGAAGAUCCAAAGCAUGCCUUCCAAAGGCCUUGAACUUGUUUCGAAAAUCCAAUUUUCCAAAGGUGCUCUAAAUUGGGUGAUGGCUAAUAACAAUAUGAGCAUAAUUUUAACUCUUGAUCUUGCCACUGAGAAAUAUGGCGAGUUUUACUCCCCGGUCAACGGCAUUUUGGAUAUCAGCAUUGAGCUGGAGGUCUUGGGAGGCUAUCUAUGUGUUUGUAUUCAUAACUAUAACAACAGCGAAUUCGGUAUUUGGCUUAUGAAGGAAUAUGGAGCGAGAGAAUCUUGGACCUUGCUUUAUUCAAGUAUUUCUCAUAUUUGCAAUCGUUACAAACCUUUGGUGUUUUCAAAAAAUGGUGAAAUGGUUCUCGUUCAAAGUGAGUCGCACCCUGGUUUUCGUUGGUUUGAUUUAGAGGAAGAGAUCGAUGAAUAUACAGAAACCCGUGGUAUGCCCCGUCGCAACGGAGAAGCUACUUUUGUAGUGGGGAGCCUUUGUCUUCUUGAUGGUGACCCUGUAAUUUGUACGAGGGUUUCUCGUGGUGAAAGCAACAGAAGAUCAAGACCAGGGUUAUCGAUAUCUGGAGUGAAUUUGUGUCUUUUUUUCCUUGUGGUCAUAGUAUUAAUUGGUUUGUUCGUUCUCAGUCUUGGUUUUGAACUCAUAUUGUACUAG
This is a messenger RNA of Malus domestica (apple), 1284 nucleotides long. Its product is annotated as F-box/kelch-repeat protein At3g23880-like. The record is from RefSeq and is a predicted model, not a curated record. NCBI's taxonomy places the organism in Eukaryota, Viridiplantae, Streptophyta, Magnoliopsida, Rosales, Rosaceae. Gene Ontology annotation, molecular function: protein binding.